GCACAUGUUUCUUGCCAUUGGGCUUCUUUUACCUUGAAAAGCGCCAUUGUUAGCGACUGGGCUUCGAAAUAGAUACAGCCCCCAAGCAUCCCUCCUCUCUAGCUCCCACAGGACGUCAGGCGGAGAGAGGGGAAGCCAGAGGCUCGGAGGGUGGAAGGAAAGAUGAGCGCGUUCGGAGGAGAUAGCUGGGCCCGAGAGGCCCAAUACAGAAAGAGGAGAGUCGACGAUCUCAUGCUCUCUUCUCCCUCAUCUUCUUCCUCGGAUUGCAAGCAGCUCUCCAGUGGCAAGCUCGCCUGCGUCGCCUGCCCUCAUAACCCAGUCCUCGACUCUCCUCUCGCCUUCUCUAUGCAUGCCAAGGGAGCUCGACACAUUGCUGCAGUUUACAGGCUAAAAGAAAGGGGAUUAUCAAGACAGGACGAGUUAAACAAGAGAAUAGCCCUGUCUUCUGGUUCUGUCACUGCCUCUAGCAGUCCUUCAAUCGAAGUAAAGGGAGCUAAGGUGCAGAAUCAGCCACUUAUUGAGCAGACACGGAAGGCCAUUCUUGAGAUACAAUCCAAUAGGUCAUGGGAUCAAGUAGGAAAACCUGAUUCAUCCUUUAAAAAUCUAAAUAAACAUGUGUCUCCGCGUAACUCGAAACUAUCUGCCCCAAAUCAUGUGCUAGAGACACCCAUAUGUGCAAGUUUUCAAGAGCCUCAGGGAAGUAGAGAAAUGAAGAGCGUAGUUGUUACUGAAACUGCCGGUAAUAUGCUUGCAGACUGGAAUAAUGAACAACAUAAGCAUCGAGAGAAAGAGCUCAAGUUUAUUGCUGCUGGUUGGAAGCGUGAUGGCUUUGGAAAGUGGUACAAGGAUGAAAAUGUUGAAUUUGACUCCGAUGAGGAAGACCCAAAUGAGACACUAAAAUAGAAGCAACUUCAGCUUAAUAAUUGAUCAUAGUACUAGUGGAAGCACUUAGAUUAAUGGUGGAAAGGCGAAUGGAAAGGACUCAAUUGAACCUUUUAUGGAUUUUUCUGAUGUUUAUCUGAGCUGGUAAGUGAAGUUUUUUGAAGUUGGGUUAUGAAUGAUUUUUGUUCGUUCUCCAAAUGGAGAAAGCUUUUGCUUCUAUGAAUCGUCAGCUGGUAAUCUCAUCUUUUUUUUUAUUUUGGGAAAAAGUGUAUCACUCUUACUUAAACAAGUACAAAUGCAGUUCUGUUCAAAUGUGGAUUGUGUUGUACUGAACUGAGUUCACUAAUUGACCCUUUGAAGCAUUUUCUUUUAUGUUUCAGAGAAGUAAAUCCCUUUUUGUUUCC
This is a messenger RNA of Asparagus officinalis (garden asparagus), 1286 nucleotides long. RefSeq names its product sodium channel modifier 1-like. The record is from RefSeq and is a predicted model, not a curated record. Gene Ontology annotation, cellular component: nucleus. The transcript has 3 exons. Gene Ontology annotation, biological process: RNA splicing. Bases 163 to 903 code for a protein of 246 amino acids. NCBI's taxonomy places the organism in Eukaryota, Viridiplantae, Streptophyta, Magnoliopsida, Asparagales, Asparagaceae.